Mangifera indica (mango) is the source of this 729-nucleotide messenger RNA. RefSeq lists its product as uncharacterized. The transcript has a single exon. Gene Ontology annotation, molecular function: kinase inhibitor activity. The record is from RefSeq and is a predicted model, not a curated record. Gene Ontology annotation, cellular component: plasma membrane. NCBI's taxonomy places the organism in Eukaryota, Viridiplantae, Streptophyta, Magnoliopsida, Sapindales, Anacardiaceae. The coding region runs from base 1 to 729 and encodes 242 amino acids.
AUGGAGAACCGCCGCCAAAAGUCGAGCUCCGGCGAGCUGUUCUCCUUCCCUACCACCCCAACUAACCACGGCCAAGAUUCUACCUUUGAAUUUGGUUGCUUUACUCCCGAGUCUCCCUCUCAAGACCCUUCAAGAAACUCUCCUGCAGAUCAUCUUUUCUCCAACGGCCGCCUUUUGCCUCACUCUUUUCCAUCUGAUCAUCGACCCUCUUCUGAUAUCAUUAACACUAGCAUGUCCCGUGCCACCAGUCGCACGAGCAGUGUCAGUGCCAAAGAUUCACUCAUCUCUUCGAGAAGUAAUAGCACUAACAGCAGGAGCAGUAGCUGCAGCAGCGCCAAAACGUGCUCCAGCGACAAUUUGGAAAGGAGAUUGGUGUAUUACAAUAACAAAAACACUGCACACAAAGCGACGAAAGCAAGUAGAAUCGUCACUGCUCAGUUGUACGGGUCUUCGCAGAAGUGGCAGCAUCUCACACCGGCGCUGAAACGCGAGACUUCGCAGAGGAAAAAGGCCGGCGGGGUUGUGUUGAAAGAUGCGUUAAGAUCGUCAUCUUCACCAUCGUUAAAGAAAUCGGCUUCGCAAGGAAAUGAAAGGAGGAGGGGUAGCCGUGACAAGGCGGAGGUGCAGGGGCUCUGCAAGAGAGUUUUCAUGUCGUUUUGGAAUGCCUGCAGAGAGUGUCAUGCCUUGGAACCAUCCACACUUUGCAAGGAAGACAUAAAAAAAUUAUAA